Messenger RNA from Aegilops tauschii subsp. strangulata, 1239 nucleotides. RefSeq lists its product as uncharacterized. The record is from RefSeq and is a predicted model, not a curated record. Gene Ontology annotation, molecular function: protein binding. NCBI's taxonomy places the organism in Eukaryota, Viridiplantae, Streptophyta, Magnoliopsida, Poales, Poaceae.
AUGGCUAGGCUGGUCCAUGUUUACAACCAAACAGAACGCACAGAGGUGUUCUCCAAGUGGAAAGAGAGGUUCGUGAUCAGCGACGAUCUGGUGAUCAAGCCGGCGGCGACGAGGACCGUCUUGUCUUUUCUUCCGGGUUUCUACGGACACAGGAUCAAUGAUGCCUACGAGGUGGAGGUGGACAUCGGAUGGACCCACCCAGGUCAGGUUGUUUCCUUGCUCAAGGCAUGUGCCUCGUCCACCACCAUAUUCACCGAUGUGUUUCUCGUGAAAAGAACUGAUAUUUUGAUGAGCACGUCGGUGCUCACGAUUCACAAGCCUUGGCGUCAAGAAGCCAACGACGACCCUGGUCUGCAGAUGAGCAUCAAGCUUUUCUUCGACAGGGAGGACAGCAAGGUGAUGUACGCCGAGUGCAAGCACGACUUCGUGGACCUGCUCCUCAGUUUCUUGACCUACCCCAUGGGAUGCAUCCUCAAGAACCUGGCCGGCACCUCUCACCGGUUCCGCAGCUUGAACAAUCUUUACAGCAGCGCUGACGGUCUCAACACGUCUGGCUUCCUGACGGGGCAUUGCUUCGGUGACAAGAGCACGCUCCUGGAUCCUAGUCUUGCUCCGUUAAAGACCCACGGCGUCCAUGGGUCGGAACAAGCAAUUGCGGAGUGGUAUAAUCUCUGCCGGACCGGGAAGCGGCAUUGCUCAUGCGCAAAGGAUAAAAGGCCAUGCCAUUUAUGCAGUCCGGGGUUUGUCGACGAUCACACCUAUGUAGUUGACGACGAGCUGCGUAUACAUCAAGCUUCGGCGAUGUCGGUGCUGAAGCACUGGUGCAAGAGAAACCGGGACAAUGUGGUGGAGAUGGACAUUGCUAUCAGCAAACAAGAGGCUGUUGCGCUACUGCGAGCAGUGAUCAAUUCAGAGACCGCGCUGACGGAUGCGUUCAAGGGGAGGUUUCAGCAGGAAGCACAACAGUUGCCACCUUUGAAAAGAAGAACAGGUUCGCCAUCGGUGGAGAAGAUGCAGAUCUUUGUCAAGAUCUUCGCAGGCGAGACCAUCACCCUUGACGUGGCAAGCUCCGACAAGGUCGGUGCCGUCAGAAGUAAGAUCCAGAUGAGGGGGAAGCUAAUGGCUGAUUGUGGCUUAGUGUACGGUGGCAAAUGCCUGCAGGAUCCAUGGACCCUGGCUGAUUGUGGCAUUCACAGAGAAGCCACCAUCCACCUUGAGUUUUACCCCCGAGGUAGCUAG